Molecule: messenger RNA, 1566 nt
Organism: Aspergillus welwitschiae
Lineage: Eukaryota; Fungi; Ascomycota; Eurotiomycetes; Eurotiales; Aspergillaceae
Exons: 8
Coding region: 1-1566 (521 amino acids)
Biological process (GO): nuclear-transcribed mRNA poly(A) tail shortening; regulation of DNA-templated transcription
Cellular component (GO): CCR4-NOT core complex; P-body
Source: RefSeq, a predicted model, not a curated record
AUGAAUAGGCCAGGACCAGGCCCCCAGCCCUUGCGAGGCAUGUCCGGCUUCCCCGCCCAACAACAAGCACAAGCUCGAAAUGCGGCGUUGGCAUCGGCGCGCCUGCCAAACGGCAAACUUGGUAGCGGAGCGAAUUGGAACUUCAACCUACCCGUCAGCGGAACACCGGGGAUACAAGGCAACCAGCAGCGCAGCAUUGGGACGAUGGGAACAUUUGCACAGAGCUUGAGCGGUUCUCAACCUGCUACUCCUCUUGACUUAUCAGACUUCCCUUCGUUAUCUGGAGCGCCUCCGCAAUCGCAAACCCAAAACCCGAGCCAUCUAGUAUGGGCGAACGCCAGCCAACGUGCGAUGCAGCAGACCCCUGUGCAAAGGCCCCAGCAUGCUACCUCCCAAGCACCCUCACGAGCCCCGCAGACUCAAACCCACCACCCGCAGCAGCAAUCGCAACCCUCUCACGACGACGUAUUUCCCUCGGGCGCUCAGUUCGCAAACCGCUUGGACGAUUUCCGGAAUGGUGGACAGGGUAUCAGUGGUCAGUUAGGUGCCGGGGGGCAACCUCAAACCGGCAACAUUGAAGAAUUCCCCCCGCUCGGACGUAAUAUCACUACGGACCUCGGUCAAGAUCGGAGAGGAUCAUUGAUACAAAGUACAGGGCUUGGCAACUACAACGGUGGCCUUUCAUUUACGGGCGUGAGCCAGGCUCAGUCUGCCCAAGCUCGCAACAUGGUCGCUGCGUCGGUAAACGGACAAGAGCGGAUAAUGUCGCCUGCCACUGCAGGAUCAGGGGGUAUUGAAACGUCGCGAUCGCCGGUGAAUCAGGGGUCAAGCAGGGUCCCGGGACAAGAAAAGGAGGAAUUGAACAGCAGUGUAAUAUCGAACCAAAGUGCUUACACCGAACAACAACACAUUAUGCGGCCGCCAGGGUUUCCCGCUACUGGGAAGGAAGCUUCAGGGGCUGCGCAAAGCUCUGAUCAAUUACCACUUGCCGAAAUGAGCGAGCUCGACAAGUUUGGGCUGGCAGGCCUGUUGCGCAUGAUUCAUAGCGAUAACGCUGAUGUCUCAAGUCUCGCGGUCGGACAGGAUCUCAUGACAUUAGGUUUGGAUCUGAAUCAACCAGAACCCUUACAUACGUCAUUUGCCUCGCCGUUCGUUGCCUCCAUGCCAGGAGUUCCUCUGGAGCAAGAUUUCGCUCUCCCGGCGUGCUACAACGUCGCCAAUGUUCAGCCUCUCCAGACACGUAUCCCGAGUUUCAGCGACGAGACCUUGUUCUACAUAUUCUAUAGCCAGCCCAGAGAUCUACUGCAGGAGGUCGUUGCGGAAGAACUCAUGGGUCGGAAAUGGAGGUACCACAAGAUCGAACGGUGCUGGCUUACCCGCGAUGAGACGUACCCCGGUCCUGUUGACGUCGAUCGCGGCGUAAGUGAAAGGGGCGUCUACCUAUUGUGGGAUCCCGCCAGUUGGAAGAAGGUUCGGCGCGAGUUCAUUCUCCGCUACGAGGACUUGGAUAACCGGAUGGAUCCAAACCGGGGUCUUGCACGAGUCGGAUUUCCGCAUAGUUCAUGA